UUAAUUACGUCUGCUGAAGUUUCUCCGUCGUCGCAACACUGGAAACUGGAAAUGGCAAGUCUGCGCAAAGUCAACCUUUGACUCCUUCUUCUCCUCCUCCUCUCCUCCUCCUCCUCCUCCUCGUUCUUCUUCUUCGUCGUCGUCCAUGGCCACGUAAACGCGGCGCUCCUCGGGACCCAUUACUCGGCACGAGAACCGAGUGGAGACCUCCUUUUAAAAUGCGGACGAGAUCCCCGGCAAUGUCGACCGCUCACCGCCGCCGCUCGCUCCCUCCGCCGUCUGCCGUCCCCGCCUCCAGAUGACGCUGUCCUCCGCCGCCGCCGCCGCCGCGGACUCCGUCCGCAGCUCGCUCGCCCGCCUCUCCUCCCUCGACCACCACCACCAGUUCGAGAACUCGAAGCGGUUCUGCGCCUUCGUGCCCCGGCUCCAGCUCGUCGUCGACCAGCUCCUCCUCCUCUUCCCCUCGCCGUCGCCGGAGGACCUCCCCGCGUCCGUGCAGACCGGCCUCCGGGGGAUCGCCGUCGAUCUGGGGGGCGCGGCCGAGACGGUGUCGGCCUACGUGAGCAAGAGCAAGAUCUACGUGCUCAUCACUUGCAAUUCGCUUCAGGCGUCGAUUCAGGAGCAGACGGAGGCGAUUGGAGGAUGGCUCGCGUUGCUGGAGUCGGCUGUCCACGAAAAUCCUGACCUCAGGAAGAAAGUUGCGGAUCUCUCCAGAGACAUGAAGCAGGCUAAAUUCAUAGUGACUGAGAAUGAAGAGAGAGUGCGUCUUAGUCUGCAGAAGGAAGGAGAAGUGAGAAGACCAAGCAAAGCAGUUGAAAGUGCUAUGGUGAUGGAGCUCGCUAGGGCACUAGGGAUUGAACCGCAUAAGUACGCUGAAUUAUCUGCUCAAGUUAAGCACCUGAAGAACGACUUAGUUCGCUCAAAUUCGAUAACCGAGAGGCGGAUUCUGAUCUCUCUGGAGAAGAUUAUAGAUAACUGGUCUGUGGAACCCGACAUUCAGACUGGCGACAUGAAUCUCGAUUUUGAAGAAGGCGCCCAAAUCUCGCCAUUCAAGAACUUUCUCUGUCCCUUGACUAAGGAUGUCAUGAAGGAGCCCGUGGUGCUGGAGUCGUCUCAGACAUAUGAGCGGAAGGCAAUCGAACACUGGUUUGAGCGGUGUAUAGAGGAUGCCCGAGACCCGACCUGCCCUGUCACAGGUCAAGUGCUCAAGUCCUUAGAGCUCAAACUAAACAUUGGACUGGCCGGGGCAAUUGAGGAGUGGGUUAAUAGGAACAUUGAAAUUCAGGUCAAAUCCGCAGUGCAGUGCCUUAGCGAGGAACAUUUUAAGGCUGACGAUGUUGAGAGAGCUCUGGACAGUAUAUAUAAGAUAGCAGCAGAUCAUCCCUCCAGCAGAUACAGAGUGAGGAAUGCUGGUCUCGUUUUAAUGAUCAUAAAGUUGCUGGGGAAUUCUUCAAAGAGUAUUGGAACGCACUUGAGAAGCAAAACUCUUCUUGCCUUGCUCGGCAUGGCAAAGGAUGAAGAAAGCAAGAAAAUAAUGCUUGAGGAGGGGAUAACUAGAUUGGCAAUACGUAGUCUUACUGGGAGCUCUGAAAAGGAAAGAGAGCAUGCUAUCAAACUGUUGCUCGAGUUCUCAAAUGAUGAAGCUUAUUGCAAAAAGAUUGCGUUGGAGAAAGGGGCGUUAGUUCUCCUAACUAGCUUGGCUGGAAAUCUUGAGCAUCCCACUCUAUCCAAUCCGGCAGAGGAGGUCUUAGCACGAAUUGAGACCAUUGAGGAGAACAUCCAGUAUUUGGCAGCAGCUGGAAGAUUUGAACCGCUACUGAGCCGGCUCUGUGAAGGUAGUGAUGAGGUCAGAAUAAGGAUGGCUUCCAUGUUGGGAAGCAUGACCAUGACUAGCAACAGCAAAUUGUUUGUUGCCAGGCAAAGCGCCAAAAUACUUGUUCUAAUGUUGGCGAAGGAAGAAGGAAAGGCACCCAGCUUGAUGGCAUUGCAUAACCUAUCUAGCAUUGAUGAUAAUGCUACCAUACUUGUUAAUUCUUCCAUGCUGCCAUCUCUUACAUACAUCCUCUUCAAGGAUCAGGAUGCUUCACUGGAACUGAAGGAGUUAGCAGCCUCGACAAUGGCUAAUGUAGUCUCGAAUCCUGGGCCCUGGGAAUUAGCAUCUGCUGACAAGGAAGGCCAUUUACUGCAGUCUAAACCAAUUAUCGCGGAGCUUUUGGGGCUCUUAUCUUCUACAUCUUCUAAAUGCCAAGCUUCCGCACUUCGCAUUUUAUAUGGUGUGGCAUCGUCUCCAAAAGCAUCAGAGUCUGUAGCUUCUUACAUAAUGGAUGGCCAGGGACUUGAAAAGACCAUAUUGUUUCUCGAUCAUGCAGAAGACGAGCACAGAAUUCAUGCUUGCAAACUUACUAGACUGCUCUCUGAACGAUUUCAUCAAGAUGUAGCAAGUCAACUGAGAUCUUCCAGCAAGAUUCCUCUGCUUAAAGAGAAGAUUUUAGAUACAAAAACAAUUGAAGGUGAAAGGUCUGAUUCAGCAUGCAUACUUUCUAAUCUUCCUCUAUCUGAACAUGAAGUGACAACUCUCCUCGGAGCUAGUUUCCUGAGAUGGACGGUCACUAUGAUAGGGAAUUAUCAUCUGAAGUCCGAGGGGAGAAUUUUCAAAUCUCAGUCAAGCAUGGGCGAAGGACUUGUUGGCCUCUUACUUCAGUUUACAAGAUCCCCCAACUCGGAGAUUCUAUCGGUGAUUAGAGAGUUGCACCUAAUGAGCGUGUUCUGUGAACGGCUUAACUUUCCUUCAAAACCCAGAAUGAAGCAACUCGCUGCCCUUGGAUUGAAGAAUCUGUCGGAAACUGGAAGGGUCCUUGCUGCUGGAGAUUUAGAACCACCACCACCUCGGGGGUUGUGCUCUCCAUUAGUAUUCAUGUGUGGCUGGGGUGCACCAGAACCUGCUCGAUGUCCCAUACACAACUCUUUGUGCGAAGAGCACGCUCAUUUGUGUUUGCUACAGAGCAACUGUAUCAAGCCUCUUGUAGAUCUCCUUAACGAUGAGGAUACUGACGUCCAAGUCGCUGCAGUGGAGGCACUUUCCACUCUCAUUUUAGAAAGUUCCGGGAGUUUGAAGAGAGCUGUUGAGGAGCUUGAGAGGCAAGACGCCAUUGAUGCUCUAAUUAACCUUUUCGCAGAAGUUAGAUCUGGUGAACUUCAGGAGAGGACGGCUUGGCUGAUAGAAAGGAUAAUUAGAGUGGAAAGCCAAUCCUCGCGCCACUCACUCAAUCAGAAUCUAGUUAGGGCCUUGAUAGAAGCCUUGAGGCAUGGCAAUGCUAACACAAGGGGGCAUGCUCAAUAUGCUCUUACCAAUCUAAAACAGAUAUCAGGAGUUAGUGGAAAUUCCUCGAGUCAGGUUCAGUCAAGAAGGUAGUUAUUUAGUGACGGAGCUUGUAUUUUUGAUGCUGUGCGUUUCUAUGUCUGUAAGCUAGAUAUAGGUUCUUGUUGUAUAGUCGAUAUUGCCAAAAUUUUGCAUUCAAUUCUGUAGUUGAUUAAUAAACGUUGCAAUGCUGAAGGAAAUGGAAAUGUACCAACAGAAAUGUGUUCUAGUA
This is a messenger RNA of Eucalyptus grandis, 3590 nucleotides long. RefSeq names its product U-box domain-containing protein 43. Gene Ontology annotation, biological process: protein ubiquitination. Gene Ontology annotation, molecular function: ubiquitin-protein transferase activity; protein binding. The transcript is spliced from 5 exons. Bases 299 to 3412 code for a protein of 1037 amino acids. Lineage: Eukaryota; Viridiplantae; Streptophyta; Magnoliopsida; Myrtales; Myrtaceae. The record is from RefSeq and is a predicted model, not a curated record.